AUGGCGGAGGAGACGGGGAAGGCGGAGGCUGCCGGGUCUGGGAGCUGCGGCGGCGGCGGGUGCGAGCCAGUGAAGAAGAGGGCGGAGCAGAGCGUGGCCUUCCAUGAGCUGUUCAGCUUCGCGGACCCGCUUGACUGGCUGCUCAUGGCGGCGGGGAGCGCCGGUGCCAUAGUACAUGGCGCCGCCAUGCCGGUGUUCUUCCUCCUGUUCGGUGAGCUGGUCAACGGCUUCGGCAAGAACCAGCACCAUCUCCGCCGCAUGACCGACGAGGUGUCCAAGUACUCGCUCUACUUCGUCUACCUCGGCCUCGUCGUCUGCGCAUCCUCAUACCUGGAGAUUGCGUGCUGGAUGUACACCGGCGAGCGCCAGGUGGGCGCGCUCCGGCGGCGGUACCUGGAGGCCGUGCUGCGGCAGGACGUCGGCUUCUUCGACACCGACGCGCGCACCGGCGACGUCGUCUUCAGCGUCUCCACCGACACGCUCCUCGUCCAGGACGCCAUCGGCGAGAAGGUCGGUAACUUCAUCCACUACCUCGCGACGUUCCUGGCGGGGCUCGUCGUCGGAUUCGUCUCCGCCUGGCGGCUGGCGCUGCUCAGCAUCGCCGUCAUCCCCGGCAUCGCCUUCGCCGGCGGGCUGUACGCGUACACGCUCACCGGGCUCACCUCCAAGAGCCGGGACUCGUACGCCAACGCCGGAAUCAUAGCCGAGCAGGCGAUUGCCCAGGUGAGGACGGUGUACUCCUAUGUGGGGGAGUCCAAGGCCCUGAAUUCCUACUCGGAGGCGAUUCAGAACACCCUGAAGCUGGGGUACAAGGCCGGGAUGGCGAAGGGGCUUGGCAUUGGGUGUACUUAUGGGAUUGCCUGCAUGUCAUGGGCACUGGUCUUCUGGUACGCCGGCGUGUUCAUCCGGAGUGGCCAGACAGACGGUGGAAAGGCAUUCACGGCGAUUUUUUCCGCCAUCGUCGGAGGCCUGAGCCUGGGACAGUCAUUCUCGAACCUUGGAGCUUUCAGCAAAGGGAAGAUUGCUGGUUACAAGCUAUUGGAGGUGAUAAGGCAGAGGCCAACGAUAGUUCAGGACACCGCUGAUGGUAGGUGCCUGCAUGAAGUCCACGGAAACAUUGAGUUCAAGGAAGUGUCCUUCAGCUAUCCAUCCCGCCCAGAUGUCAUGGUGUUCCGUGAUUUCUCGCUCUUCUUUCCUGCUGGGAAGACGGCGGCCGUGGUCGGAGGCAGUGGUUCUGGAAAGAGCACAGUUGUGUCUCUGAUAGAGCGGUUCUAUGAUCCUAAUCAGGGCCAAGUUUUGCUGGAUAAUGCGGACAUCAAGACUCUGCAAUUGAAAUGGCUGAGAGAUCAAAUUGGUUUGGUGAAUCAAGAACCCGCCCUCUUUGCGACCACCAUCAUUGAGAAUAUUCUUUAUGGCAAGCCAGAUGCCACAAUGGCUGAGGUUGAGGCUGCUGCUUCAGCUGCCAAUGCACAUAGCUUCAUUGCUCUUCUUCCUAAUGGGUAUAACACUCAGGUGGGGGAAAGAGGGCUUCAGCUAUCUGGUGGCCAGAAGCAACGAAUUGCCAUUGCCCGUGCAAUGCUGAAGAACCCAAAGAUCCUUCUCCUUGAUGAGGCAACUAGUGCACUUGAUGCAGGUUCUGAGAGUAUUGUUCAAGAAGCACUUGACCGCAUAAUGAUUGGCAGGACAACUGUGGUGGUUGCACACAGGCUCUCAACCAUACGAUGCGUUGACAUGAUCGCGGUGAUCCAGCAAGGCCAGGUUGUUGAGACCGGCACUCAUGACGAGCUCCUCGCCAAAGGAAGUUCGGGCGCUUAUGCAGCUCUCAUCAGAUUCCAGGAGAUGGCCAGAAACCGUGACUUCCGCGGGUCAUCGACCCGCAAGAACCGCUCAUCCCGCCUGAGCAACUCCCUGUCCACCCGGUCAUUGAGCCUCAGGUCAGGAAGCCUGAGGAACUUGAGCUACUCAUACAGCACCGGCGCAGAUGGCCGCAUCGAGAUGGUCUCGAACGCCGACAACGACCGGCGUGCCCCAAAGGGAUAUUUCUUCACGCUCCUCAAGCUAAAUGCGCCGGAGUGGCCCUAUACCGUGCUGGGCGCGAUCGGGUCCAUAAUGUCUGGGUUCAUCGGCCCGACUUUUGCUAUCGUGAUGAGCAACAUGAUCGAGGUGUUCUACCUCCGGGACCCCAACGCGAUGGAGCGCAAGACCAGGGAGUACGUGUUCAUCUACAUCGGGACUGGGUUCUACGCGGUGGUCGCGUACCUUAUCCAGCAUUACUUCUUCAGCAUCAUGGGCGAGAACCUGACCACCAGGGUGCGGAGGAUGAUGCUUGCAGUUAUCUUGAGGAACGAUGUGGGGUGGUUCGACGAGGAGGAGAACAACUCGAACCUCGUGGCGGCGCGCCUCGCCACCGAGGCCACAGACGUGAAGUCGGCCAUCGCGGAACGGAUAUCGGUGAUCCUGCAGAACAUGACCUCGCUCCUGGUGUCCUUCAUCGUCGGCUUCAUCAUCGAGUGGCGGGUGGCGAUCCUCAUUCUUGUCACCUUCCCUCUCCUUGUGCUCGCCAACUUUGCUCAGCAACUGUCGAUGAAGGGGUUCGCCGGCGACACGGCCAAGGCGCACGCCAAGACGAGCAUGAUCGCGGGGGAGGGCGUGAGCAACAUCCGCACGGUGGCGGCGUUCAACGCGCAGGACAAGAUCCUGUCCCUCUUCUGCGGCGAGCUGCGCGUCCCGCAGGCGCACAGCCUGCGCCGGAGCCAGAUCUCCGGCGCGCUCUACGGCCUCUCCCAGCUCUCCCUCUACGCCUCCGAGGCGCUCAUCCUCUGGUUCGGCGCCCACCUCGUCCGCAGCCGCGUGUCCACCUUCUCCAAGGUCAUCAAGGUCUUCGUCGUCCUCGUCAUCACCGCCAACUCCGUCGCCGAGACCGUCAGCCUGGCCCCCGAGAUCGUCCGCGGCGGCGAGUCCAUCCGCUCCGUCUUCGCCAUCCUCAACAGCAGGACCCGCAUCGACCCCGACGACCCGGAGGCCGAGCAGGUGGAGUCGGUACGUGGCGAGAUCGAGCUGCGCCACGUCGACUUCGCCUACCCGUCCCGCCCCGACGUGAUGGUGUUCAAGGACUUCAGCCUCAGGAUCCGGGCCGGCCAGAGCCAGGCGCUCGUGGGAGCCAGCGGGUCCGGGAAGAGCACCGUCAUCGCUCUCAUCGAGCGCUUCUACGACCCCAUGGCCGGGAAGGUCAUGAUCGACGGCAGGGACAUCCGUCGGCUCAACCUCAAGUCGCUGCGUCUCAAGAUCGGCCUGGUGCAGCAGGAGCCCGUCCUGUUCGCCACCAGCAUCCUGGAGAACAUCGCCUACGGCAAGGACGGCGUCACGGAGGAGCAGGUCGUCGAGGCCGCCAAGGUCGCCAACGUGCACGGCUUCGUCAGCGCGCUCCCCGACGGGUACAGGACGCCCGUCGGCGAGCGCGGCGUGCAGCUCUCCGGCGGCCAGAAGCAGCGCAUCGCCAUCGCCCGCGCCGUGCUCAAGGACCCGGCCGUGCUCCUGCUGGACGAGGCCACCAGCGCCCUCGACGCCGAGUCCGAGUGCGUGCUCCAGGAGGCGCUGGGCCGCAUCAUGAAGGGCCGGACCUGCGUGCUCGUCGCGCACCGCCUCUCCACCAUCCGCUGCGUCGACUCCAUCGCCGUGGUGCAGGACGGCCGCGUCGUCGAGCAGGGCAGCCAUGGCGAUCUCGUGUCACGGCCCGAUGGCCCCUACUCGAGGCUGCUGCAGCUGCAGCUGCACCAUGGGUGA
Molecule: messenger RNA, 3783 nt
Organism: Lolium rigidum
Lineage: Eukaryota; Viridiplantae; Streptophyta; Magnoliopsida; Poales; Poaceae
Product: ABC transporter B family member 19-like
Exons: 10
Coding region: 1-3783 (1260 amino acids)
Biological process (GO): transmembrane transport
Cellular component (GO): membrane
Molecular function (GO): ATP binding; ATP hydrolysis activity; ABC-type transporter activity
Source: RefSeq, a predicted model, not a curated record